CUACCCUCACUUGCCUACAACAACGUGCCACCCUCCUGUGUGACCUCUGACCUUCUCACACCAACACAACCCACACGUACAUCUGCAACUAACCUUGCUCUUUCAACUGCAAACUCCUCAUUCCAGUCUCGAUUUUGUUUGCCAUGCUGCCUCUGAUCGUGCAUGUCUGAUUGAACUUGUCUUAGUUGCAUACAUGCACAGGUUGAGGAACGUGUUGCUGCGCAAGUGCAAGAGCCUGUCGCGGACAGGGAGCAGCAGGUCGUCCAGCUCCUACAGCAACCUCCGCUCCAUGUCCGCCAGGGACAUCGCCGGCGACGAGGCGGCGGUGUCCGCCGCUGCCGGCGAGGGCGCAGCGGUGGUGUUCGUGGGAAGCUCGCGGCGGCGGUACGUGAUCAGCGCCAAGCACCUCAACCACCCUCUGAUCACCGCGCUCAUCGACACCACCACCGGAGAUGGCGGUGGCGAUGGGAUUGCAAGCAAGGCGCCGGAGGUCGCAGUGAAGUGUGAGGUGGUGCUGUUCGACCACCUACUGUGGAUGCUCGACAACGCCGCGGACCUCCGCGACGACGACGGCGGCGACGUCGCGAGGGAGCUGGCCCAGCUCUACGCUACGUGCUAACUAGUUGUGUCACCGAUGGUCAAAUGAUACCAUCACGACAUUACUGCAUGCAUGCCUGUGUAUCGUUUCUGAAUUUGAUUGAUUCUUUUGUGCGUUCUUGCGCGAGAUCUAAGAUUUUCGGGCGCGAAGGGGAACAUGUGUGCGUGUAUGUGUAUAGGUACACGUAUUGCUUCGUACAGAACUACAGAUGGGAUUAUUGGUAGAGUUGCUUGAUCGCUAAAAAGGAUUGAGUCUUCUCUAAUCAUGCCUGUGUUUG
Molecule: messenger RNA, 875 nt
Organism: Lolium rigidum
Lineage: Eukaryota; Viridiplantae; Streptophyta; Magnoliopsida; Poales; Poaceae
Product: auxin-responsive protein SAUR76-like
Exons: 1
Coding region: 194-619 (141 amino acids)
Biological process (GO): response to auxin
Source: RefSeq, a predicted model, not a curated record